ACUGUUUUUGUGCUUUGUUUACAGCGGCGGUUGUUUUAAAGUGCUCUAUGAAUACAGCUAAAUUGAGCUGAGUUGACCUACGUUCUCCGUUGGUGCCCCGUUCCAUUUCUGCCAACAAAAGCUCCCAGCGUUUUUACGAUGUCAACACCAUUAAAGUACAACCUUAUCGUGUGUGCAAAUAAACACAUGGGUGUUCAAGGUCGGGUUCAAGGUUCGUCCGCCUGCACUCAAUCAACGAUUAGGAGCUAAAACGGCGCACAUGUGAAUGGAUCCUCCUGAGUUAGCGAGACAAUGAACCCGACCUCAGAGAACCACAGGAUUCCUCUUCGAGACGGGAACCAAAUCCCGCUGCUGGGAUUGGGCACAUAUGCAGACCCUCAGACGACACCAAAAGGUACAGCCUUGGAAUGCGUCAAGCAGGCCAUCAAUGUGGGCUACAGGCACUUUGAUGGCGCUUUGGUGUAUUACAAUGAGCACGAGGUGGGUCAAGCCAUCCGGGAAAAGAUUGCUGAUGGAACUGUGAGACGAGAGGACAUCUUUUACUGCGGCAAGCUCUGGAAUACCUUCCAUCCGCCAAAACUCGUCAGGCCGACUUUGGAGAGGACCCUCAAGGCCCUGAAACUGGACUAUGUGGAUCUCUAUAUCAUUGAGCUUCCAAUGGCGUUCAAGCCCGGCAAUGAAUUCUACCCUAAAGACCGCAAUGGGAAGUACAUCUACCACCACACAGACCUCUGUGCCACCUGGGAGGCUUUAGAGGCAUGUGUCGACGCAGGCCUUGUCAAGUCUCUGGGAGUGUCCAACUUCAACCGCAGACAACUUGAACUGAUCCUCAACAAACCUGGCCUCAAACACAAGCCCGUAUCCAACCAGGUGGAAUGUCAUCCUUACUUCACGCAGCCCAAACUUCUGGACUAUUGCCGUCAAAACGACAUUGUUAUUGUCGGCUACUGCCCGCUCGGUUCCUCCAGAGAUGCAUCCUGGGUCAAUUUGAAAUGUCCUCCCAUGUUGGAGGACGAGCUGCUCAUCUCCAUCGGGAAGAAGUACAACAAGAGCAGUGCUCAGGUGGCUCUGCGCUUCAACGUGCAAAGAGGAGUGGUGGUCAUUCCCAAGAGCUUCAACCCACAGCGGAUCAAACACAACUUCCAGAUAUUUGAUUUUUCACUCACCGAAGACGAAAUGAAAGCCAUUGAAGGGCUGAACAAGAACAUUCGCUUUGUGGAGCUGCUCAUGUGGAGUGACCAUCCGGAGUACCCGUUUCAUGAUGAUUACUAAAUAUUAUCACUAUAAAAAAAAGGUGGCUCAAUUGGAAUAAAGCAAUGACCUCCAAGUGACGACUUGUUGGCAUUUCGACAUGUGAUAGCGCACACAAAGUAAAUAAAUAAAUAGAGAGAGAGAGAGAUUUUUUUUUCACGUGGUAGGGUAAAAGAGGUUCUAAGAAUGACCGGCACUGAUUGAGUUCAUGACAAUGUUUACAGUUGCGUGAUCCCUAAGGGCAUAUUUCUCCACCCUUCAGUGAGCCAAGGCACGUUUGACAUCAGAAAAGCUAAGCACAGCAAGCGACUAAAUAAACAUUUCACCCCCCUCCCC
Hippocampus zosterae (dwarf seahorse) is the source of this 1587-nucleotide messenger RNA. Its product is annotated as aldo-keto reductase family 1 member D1-like. Gene Ontology annotation, molecular function: Delta4-3-oxosteroid 5beta-reductase activity; aldose reductase (NADPH) activity. Lineage: Eukaryota; Metazoa; Chordata; Actinopteri; Syngnathiformes; Syngnathidae. The transcript is spliced from 9 exons. Gene Ontology annotation, biological process: bile acid biosynthetic process. Bases 292 to 1272 code for a protein of 326 amino acids. The record is from RefSeq and is a predicted model, not a curated record. Gene Ontology annotation, cellular component: cytosol.